UGCCCCCUCCUCUGCCAUUGUCAAAACCUUCUCACUCUUGAGCUCAAAACUAAAUUCUGAAUCACCAACAAAAUUAAGCGAAGCCAUGGGGAACUGCUUAGUUCUACUACAAGAAGACGUGGUAAGGGUGAUGAAAAGUGAUGGUAAAAUCCUCGAAUACAAAGCACCGAUCAAAGUUGACAAAGUUAUGAAGCAGUUUCCAGGCCAAGCAAUAUCUGAGUCACUACCACUCCGGCACCAUCUUCACCCCAACACAAGACUUCUCCAAGGUCAGUUAUAUUACCUAGUGCCUCUGCCAGCACCAAAAGUUGCCAAGAAGAGAGAGAGGUUAGUUGAACGUCAACAAGUGGAAGAAGGUGACGUCGUUAGGGUUAAGCUUGUUCUUAGUAAGCAAGAGCUGAAGGAUAUGCUGCGAAAAGGAGGGGUUUCUGUUAAUGAGGUCUUGGCUUUAGCUCAAGGUGUAGAUGUGUGUAGAAAAGAUAACGAUGGUUCUCCACCGUGGAAACCAGCGUUAGAAACCAUACUAGAAUAAAACUAGAUUUAGAAUGCAACAUGUUUGGAUAUGAAGUUAAAAAGGUUUUUUGAGAGAUUCUUUAAUGAAAAUAAAGAUUUCUUUUAGUAAAGAAACUCUCAAAGUAUUACUAACUUAUAUCUAGACAAACUCAUGCAUGUCUUUUUUAAGAGUCCUUUUUAGUAGUUUUUUCUGACUCUGCUUUUAGUUUACUUUGUUACAAACUUACGAUAUGUUAACUACAGUUAUAGUUUUAGAUUUUUAAUUUGGGAUUAUGGUUGCAGUUUCUCACAAGUUAUUAAAAUUACAUGAGUAUAUGAAGAUGAUGCAAUUUUUAACACGGUUAGGAGUGGAGGGAGGGGACCUGUAGGACUAUAAUUCUCCUCAUUUUUUUAAAAAUGUAUUAAAAUUAUUUUAAUUUUUUUCUCCUAAAAUUUAUAAAAAAAAAUAUAUUAUAGG
Messenger RNA from Cajanus cajan (pigeon pea), 970 nucleotides. The record is from RefSeq and is a predicted model, not a curated record. NCBI's taxonomy places the organism in Eukaryota, Viridiplantae, Streptophyta, Magnoliopsida, Fabales, Fabaceae.